This is a messenger RNA of Puntigrus tetrazona (Sumatra barb), 2364 nucleotides long. It is a transcript of the gene wrap73, whose product is annotated as WD repeat containing, antisense to TP73. Gene Ontology annotation, cellular component: microtubule organizing center; MWP complex; mitotic spindle. The coding region runs from base 171 to 1517 and encodes 448 amino acids. The record is from RefSeq and is a predicted model, not a curated record. Gene Ontology annotation, molecular function: protein binding. Gene Ontology annotation, biological process: microtubule anchoring at mitotic spindle pole body; protein localization to mitotic spindle pole body; mitotic sister chromatid segregation. The transcript is spliced from 13 exons. NCBI's taxonomy places the organism in Eukaryota, Metazoa, Chordata, Actinopteri, Cypriniformes, Cyprinidae.
UCUCGGACACGUCACUUCCGAAACAGUAGCGAUUCGGUUAGAGCUCGUUUGAUUGAGAGCGUUGGUUCUUAUGAGUGUCUUUUUGUUUUAUCCUGCAAAUGUCUUAAAAUAAUCGACCAAACACUCUUCGGAUCAGUCCGUCAAAAAGAUUCCCUGUUGGUUCCAGUAGCAUGAAUUUCUCCGAGAUCUUCAAGCAGUCCAAUCAACUGUGCAAAGUUUCUCCAGAUGGAAAAUACUUGGCCACCUGUGUUCAGUACCGUCUGGUGGUCCGUGAUUUCAACAGCCUUCAGAUCGUGCACCUGUACACAUGCCUGGACCAAGUGAUGCACAUGGAGUGGUCCUCUGACUCCCUCUUCAUCCUUUGUGCCAUGUACAAAAGAGGACUGGUGCAGGUGUGGUCUCUAGAGCAGCCGGACUGGCAUUGUAAGAUAGACGAGGGUUCGAUUGGACUAGUCUCAUCACGCUGGAGUCCUGACGGGCGACACAUACUCAACACCACGGAGUUCAAUUUGAGGGUUACCGUCUGGUCCCUGUGCACAAAAUCCGUGUCGUACAUCAAGUAUCCUAAAGCCUGCCAGAAAGGCGUGGACUUCACCGCAGACGGUCGUUAUAUGGCUCUGGCUGAGAGACGGGAGUGUAAGGACCACAUUAGUGUGUUUGUGUGCGACGACUGGCAUCUUCUCAGACAUUUUGAGAGCGAGACUCAGGAUCUGGCGGGGCUGGAGUGGUCUCCUAACGGCUGCGUGCUUGCGGUGUGGGACAACUGUCUCGAGUAUAAGAUCCUGUUCUAUUCACUGGACGGUCGCCUGUUGUCCUCCUACGGCGCGUAUGAGUGGUCUCUAGGCAUAAAGUCUGUCGCCUGGAGCCCCAGCAGCCAGUUCCUGGCCGUUGGCAGCUACGAUGAGAAGGUUCGGAUCCUGAAUCAUAUCACCUGGAAGAAAAUCACAGAAUUCGAGCAUCCGGCCACCAUCAUGAACACCAAAGCUGUGGUGUUUAAGGAAGUGGAGAAAAGACCUUUUGUGGGCAGUGAAGAUCUCUCUGUUCAUCAGCUGACUGUGGACAACUCGCUGUUUAGCACACAGAGCAAGUAUGAGAUCACACAGCUGCCAGCCCAGGUACCAGUAAUCAAGCCCGAUCCGGACCGAGCCAACCCCAAAAUCGGCAUUUCUGCUCUGGCUUUCAGUGCCGAUAAUCGCUUUCUUGCUACAAAGAAUGAUAACAUGCCUCAGAGCCUGUGGGUGUGGGACAUGCAGAGACUCGGUCUUCUAGCCGUCCUGGAGCAGACGGCUCCUGUGCGCUGCUUCGUCUGGGACCCUCGCAGACCUCGCCUGGCUCUCUGCACCGGAAACACCAAAGUUUAUCUGUGGUCACCAGCUGGCUGCGUGUCUGUGAAUGUACCGGUUGAAGGCGGUUUUCAGGUGCAGUCUCUGUUUUGGCACUGCAGUGGCAGCUCGCUCGUCCUGCUCUCAAAAGAGCACAUCUGCCUGUGUUACGUGGAAGCAGAGGACGAGAAAUAAACUGAAGAUCUCCAUCCUGCAGCCCUACACGAUACGAAGUGCUCCUGCAUGAGCAUGGGACUCACGGGAGAAAUCACUGUUCCUGCAAAUAUACCUCAGCACUUUUUCAUCAAACUUAUGAUUUCCCAGCAGUCUCUGAGGGAAUAAAAUGUGGUUUAAUGUUUAAGCAGAGCACUAGCUAGCACAGAUAUUUAGCGUACGCGAUAUUCUCCAGCACCAGCCUAGUGCAAAUGCUUCUUAUGGCCUUACCAUCUAAAUUGCUGUCACAUUUGUCACAUAUUUAUUUUCUAUCUGUACGUUUUUUUUGUUAGUUUUUAAGAUGAAUGUAAAGGGUUGUGAACGUCUGUUAUAUUUGAUUGUUUUUCCUUAAUGUUUAAGGGUAAACACUAGAUUUAUUUUUGAUACAUUUAGAGCUAUUUGUAAUAAAGUUCUGUUUUUAAAGUAAUUUUUUCUUCUUUAAAAAAAAAAUGGUGAUUCUUAAAACAUCUGUCAAGAACAUUUCGCCAAAAAUUACUGUGAUAGACUAUUUCACUUUGUACAUGGUUUAUGUGGAUUAACCACAAACGGUCAAUUAUUUAAUCUCACAAUGUAAAAAAACACUCCGAAACUAUUUCCUGUUCUUGUGAGAUUCAACUUGCAUGAAUCCUUUUAUAAAAAUAAGAUGUAUGACAACUGAAAAGUGUUAAAAUAACCAUAAUUUUACUUAAAGCGUGUGUAUUACAUAAAUCAGUGUGAUGACAUUCAGGCAACAUUUAAAAAAAAAAAAAAAAUUUAAACUCGAUUUAAACAGAAACCUGGAAGAUUUAGGCUUGAUUGGGGUGAUAGAAACAGCAUUUUACUGCAAUAA